This is a messenger RNA of Cydia fagiglandana, 1665 nucleotides long. It is a transcript of the gene CycH, whose product is annotated as cyclin-H. Gene Ontology annotation, biological process: regulation of transcription by RNA polymerase II; DNA-templated transcription; regulation of cyclin-dependent protein serine/threonine kinase activity. Gene Ontology annotation, cellular component: transcription factor TFIIK complex; nucleus. The record is from RefSeq and is a predicted model, not a curated record. Gene Ontology annotation, molecular function: cyclin-dependent protein serine/threonine kinase regulator activity. Bases 101 to 1078 code for a protein of 325 amino acids. Lineage: Eukaryota; Metazoa; Arthropoda; Insecta; Lepidoptera; Tortricidae. The transcript has a single exon.
AAAAUACGAAGAAAGCGUUUCUUCUUUGCUUCUCUUGUUGGCCGUUAAAAUAUAAAUAUUGACUGUGUUCACUAGUUUUAAGAUAAAUAUUUAACUUAAAAUGUUUUCCACGAGUUCCCAAAGGAAGUUUUGGACGUUCAACGAUGAGAACGAGCUUGCACAAUUGCGGGAGAAGCACAACUUGGAGUUCAUCGCGAAGCACGGCGCCCAUGUAGACGAAUACCAGCGGUACAACGUGUUCCUGUCCCCAGAUGAAGAAAGACUGCUUCUUAGGCAGUACGAGUUGCACCUUAAAGAGUUCUGCAAAAGAUUCAGCCCGCCAAUGCCCAAAGGCGUUGUCGGCACUGCGUUUCACUACUUCAAGCGUUUCUACCUCUACAAUUCCGCGAUGGACUACCACCCUAAGGAAAUUCUGGCCACUUGCGUGUAUUUAUCGUGCAAAGUUGAAGAAUUCAAUGUUUCUAUCGGACAAUUUGUGGCUAAUAUUAAAGGGGACAGAGAUAAAGCAUCAGACAUUAUCUUAAACAAUGAACUGUUAUUGAUGCAGCAGUUAAACUACCAUUUAACCAUACACAAUCCGUUCAGACCAGUGGAGGGCUUCUUGAUUGACAUUAAAACAAGGUGCAGCCUUGCUAAUCCAGAGCGCCUUCGCAGUGGUAUUGACGAAUUCUUGGAAAAAGUGUUUUUGACUGACGCUUGUUUAUUAUAUGCACCGUCUCAGAUAGCAUUAGCAGCAGUACUCCACGCAGCCUCUAAAGAGCAAGAAAACUUGGAUAGUUACGUUACAGACAUGCUUUUCCGAGAUGCUGGUCCAGAUAAGUUGGCUAUCCUGAUUGAAGCGGUACGAAAGAUAAGGUCUAUGGUGAAAAUGGUGGAGAGUCCAGCACGGGAGCGCGUGAGAGUCAUUGACAAAAAGCUGGACAGGUGUCGGAACGAAGAGAAUAAUCCUGACAGUGAGAUAUACAAGAGGCGGAUGCGGGAGGCGCUGGAUGAAGAUGAUUUGGUGUACACCGGACACACAAGGAUGUCCCUAGAUACGAGUGGAGUGACACAAGUCCUUUCACCCUCCGCUUCUUAGUUUGUAGACUAAUUUUAUGGUAUAAUACAGAACAGAAAUCUUUAAAGGUCUUAACCUCUAGCUGCCCAGAGACCUAUAAAAAGGUCUCCUGUUCCAUUCUAAUUUAAAUCUUUUUUUUGACUAAUCAAAAUAAAAAUAAUAUUUCCUGGAAGGUUUUGACGUUUGGGCGUCUGGAAGUUAUAAAUGACAAAGCAGGUUUAUUUGUCAGCUGUAUGGUGCCUCUGUAAUAUUCAACCGCAUUGUUCAUUCAUGAUGGUCAGCCUAAUUCUUAAGCAUAAUUCUGUAGACCUAUUGAAAAAGGAUACAAUUCUCACGCAGCUUAGGUGUAAAACGGCAUAAGUGUAACAUGAAACUUACACCCUUUUACACCUGCGCUGCCCAAGACUUGACCCUUAUUCACUAGGGGCACGGAAUUGUUUGUAUUGUCCUCAUAUAAACGUAGGUUGAGGUGAGGUGAACCUUCAUGAAUUACUAGAUUUACUAGAGUUAGAUAUAAAUAGAAUUGACUUAUUCUUUUAUAUUCUAUUUUAGGUAAUGUAAACAUGACAGAAGAAGAACGGUUUUAUCAAUAAAACACUUAAAACCAA